Molecule: messenger RNA, 2928 nt
Organism: Cuscuta campestris
Lineage: Eukaryota; Viridiplantae; Streptophyta; Magnoliopsida; Solanales; Convolvulaceae
Source: the annotation of a GenBank genome assembly
UAUCAAUUUUAAAAGAAAAAAAUUAAAAUUGAAGAAAUACUAUUCAACAAAAGGAAUAAUUAAAUGAAACUCUAAUCAUAAUUUGGGAAAUGCAUGCAAAGUGGAGUAUAUAAGUAAAAUAUUGUGUGCUAAACUAAACUACAUACAAAAAAUUUAAUUCAAUUAUUAUUUCGAGAAGAAGCAAAAGAAAAUGAAGGAAAAGCUGAUGAAGUGUAACAAACACUACCGUUCCUUUUUUGGUCAUAAAUUGGCUCCCCCCAUAAUACAAACCAAACGCCUCGCCGGAGUCGCCGCCGGGGCCGCGGCGGCCCUCCUCCUACUCCUCUACAUCAUCGCCACCAAAGACGCCACCCGACCGCCGCUUGCAAACAUGAAGAGCACUGACGGAGAUGAUGUCGCCUUCGAAUUCCCGCUAGACUGCGCCGCAUGGAACAAGACAAACACGUGCCCGAGGAACUACCCGACGUCAUCGCCGCCGGCAAACCUUAGUCCCGCCGCCGGCGUGCCGGGGAUGUGCCCGGAGUACUUCCGGUGGAUCCAUGAGGACCUGAAGCCGUGGAAGGAGACGGGGAUCACGAGGGAGAUGGUGGAGAAAGGCCGCCGGAGCGCGCACUUCCGGCUGGUGGUUUCCGGCGGCCGGAUGUAUGUGGAGAAGUACCGGAAAAGUAUUCAGAGCAGAGCUCUGUUUAGCAUGUGGGGGAUGGUCCAGUUGCUCCGAUGGUACCCGGGGAAGUUGCCAGACUUGGAGCUCAUGUUUGACUGCGAUGACCGGCCGGUUGUUCGGGCAAAAGAUUUCCGGAAUCCCAACUCCGGCCCGCCGCCGGUUUUCCGGUACUGUUCCGACGAACGGAGCUUGGACAUUGUGUUCCCGGACUGGUCAUUUUGGGGCUGGGCGGAGACAAAUAUAAGGCCAUGGAGAAGUGUGAUGAAGGACAUAAAAGAAGGGAACAAGAGAAAGAAAUGGAAGGACAGGGUGCCCUUAGCCUAUUGGAAGGGCAACCCAAAGGUGACACCUUCUAGGACUGACCUUAUGAAAUGUAAUCUCACUCGACGCCAUAAUUUCAACACUCUUCUCUAUGUUCAGGCACAAGCAAUAGGGGAAGCAGGGAGCAAGUUCAUCCAAGAAGACAUGAAGAUGGAAAAGAUAUACGACUUCAUGUACCACUUGUUGAAUGAGUACGCAAAGACGUUGAGAUUCAAACCUGAAAUACCUCCAAACGCAGUGGAGCUUUGUGCGGAAGCCCUUGCUUGUCCCAUAAAUGGCAUGUGGAGGAAGUUCAUGGACGAGUCUUUGGAGAAAUCUCCAAGCUACACUCAUCUUCGUCGUCAUCAUCCAUGCACUUUACCUCCCCCUUAUGAUCCUCAAGAGCUUGAAGCUUUUUUGGGUGAAAAAAUGGAGGCAACCAAGCAAGUGGAGACGCGGGAGAAAGACCUCAUUGACGCUUCUUUUCCUAUAGCAAAUUUGUCUCCAAUGAAAGGUGAUACAUUUGUCCAGAAAAUAGACGAAGCAAUCGUACUCCCGACUCCUAUUGCAGAGGAUGCAGUUGGGUUUGAGGGACUACGCGUUGCACCAUACGUCGAGGAUAUCGUGGAUAGUGGGUAUGACGCCAUACAUGAAAAUGAGGGUGCUAGAGCUAGUGAUGAUGAGUCAUUCUACAAACACGAUCCUACAUCUGAUGGAUUUUAUGCACCAAUCAAUACCUUGAUGGUCAAAAGCCUUGACCUAAUUCCCCUCUUUUCCUUCCCUCCCCACCUCUCAACUAUCAAAUGUGCCGAUGUUUGUGGUUCCGCUGCGGUUUCAGGCGGAUCCGACGACACCAUUAAGAUCUAUGACCCCUCUCUACCUGCUCUGAGAUUGGAUCCCUCCACCAUUAACUCCCUUGCAUUUGUUACACCCCCUCCUCUCUCAUUCCCUCGCAAUCUCAUCUCCGCGGCAGAUGACGGUACUGUCUCCAUUUAUGACGCUGAUCCCUUUGUUCACCUUAAAACUCUCAAAGUCCACAGGAAAGGUAUCAAUUCCAUUUCUAUCCACCCUUCAGGUCGGUUAGGGUUGUCAGUGGGCCGAGAUGAGUGCUUGGCAAUGAUUAAUUUGGUGAGAGGGAGGAGGAGUUUCUACUGCAGGUUGGGCAAAGAGGCCUCAAUCGUGAAAUUUAGUGAAACUGGAGAAACAUUCUACAUGGUUAUGGAUAAAAAAGUCUCAGUACAUGAAUCUGGGGAUGCUAGAAUAGCCAUGGAGUUUGAUAAUGCCAAACAAGUUCUCUGUGCUACCCCAGGAAAGGGUGGCAUACUAUUUACUGGUGGGGAGGACCAGAACAUUACUGCAUGGGACACAAAAAGUGGAAAGGUUGCAUACAGCAUCAUCAAGGCACAUUCAGCCCGAAUUAAAGGCAUUGUUGUGCUCUCCCACAAUGACAAUUCCUCUGUUGAGGUCGAUCCGUAUUUAGUAGCAUCUGCUUCAUCGGAUGGCAACAUACGUGUUUGGGAUAUUCGCAAUGCAAGCAAGGAGGAAUCGGGUCCAUUGGCCGAGGCCAAUACGAAAUCCAGACUGACUUGUCUUGCUGGAUCGUCCAUCAAAUUAUGCAUGUAUGAAGGGGCUGUGAUGAUUUCUGUAUCAUGGUGGUGCAUUGGUGCAAAGUGCAAUGGCACGUAUUGCAUCCGUGGUAGCUUUCACUCCACAUUGCUCUAGGUGGAAACAAAGAUGUGAGCCUCCACAGAAGAGUUGCUUUCCUUAUUCAUUUGCAGAUUCAAGAAGGGUGAAAGCUUUGGCUCGAGCAGACGACAUGAAACAAAGAAGCCCGAAGUGUGACAACAACAUGAAGCUGAGAAGAAGCCUGUAGUUGCCACAUAAAUCAACCUCAAAGGAAACCCUCCCAAUUUCUCAUUUAUGUUUUGACUAUAUCUAUUUACUUAUAAAAUUCCCGAAAUCGU